Rotaria socialis is the source of this 1344-nucleotide messenger RNA. Lineage: Eukaryota; Metazoa; Rotifera; Eurotatoria; Philodinida; Philodinidae. The record is from the annotation of a GenBank genome assembly.
AUGGAUCUAUUCGAUUUAUCAACAACAUCAUCAAAUAAUAAUAAUCCUAAUGUACAUCGUAAUACUUGGCCUAAUUAUCCCGCAGAAUGUUAUCCAACAAGUGUAGACUAUUAUCGUCAAUAUGGGCCAGCACCUCUAACGUCUAUGUCUUGGGUUGAUUCAAGUAAAUAUUCUGUUCCUAACUGGCCAUCUCAAACACCAUCUGGAUUUUCUUAUCCAUCUUCUCAUCCUCCACCUCCACAUGCUCAUGCAUCUUUUAUCUCAACAACAAAUCCAUCAGCAGCAACAUCAUUUGGUCAAACAUAUUAUCCUCCCACACCACCCAAAGAUCUUCCACAAGAUUCCUUACUUGAUUCAUCAAGUAAAUCACAUGAAUUACUUAAUAAUAAAAAUUAUCAUGCACAAAAUCAGCAUCAUCAUCAUCAUCAUCAAAAUCUAUUUCCUAAUACAACAUCACCAACAACAAGUGCAGCUGCUGCAGCAGCCGCAGCAGCAGCUUAUCAUCAUCAUCAAAAUUGGGGACAUGUACUUAAAGAUCCCACUGCUUUUUGGUCAACUAUGAAAUCACCAACAGAAUCAUCAAGCAAACUUUCAAAUUCAAAUACGAAGAAAAAAGCUAGUCAAGCUGAAGGUCGUGAAUGUGUCAAUUGUGGAGCUAAAGCUACACCAUUAUGGAGACGCGAUGGUAAUGGAAACUAUUUAUGUAAUGCUUGUGGCCUUUAUCACAAAAUGAAUGGACACAAUCGUCCACUGAUUAAGCCCAAACGACGUUUAUCAACCGUUAAGAAAACAGGCGUUCAUUGUUCAAAUUGUAAUACGAGCACAACAACAUUAUGGCGUCGAAAUGGCCACGGUGAAAGUGUUUGCAAUGCCUGUGGUUUAUAUUUUAAAUUACAUAAGGUUAAUCGUCCAAUAACAUUGAAAAAAGAGAACAUUCAAACACGUAAUCGAAAACCAAAUACAAAACGUACUGGUAGUUUACUUGCAAGUAGUUCAUCGUGUAGUAUGAAAGAUAAAGAUCCAUUUCCUUAUGGACUUUUAAUGAAGAAUGAACAAGCAUUAAACGGUUAUCAUGCUCAAGCAGCUGCAGCAGCCAUGGCAGUUAACAGUGUAUCAACAUCAUCAUCACCGUCAUCAUCAGUCUAUCAUCAAUCUCAACAAGCAGCAUAUGCAGCUGCGGCAGCACUUCGUCCAUUAUUUUCAUCAUCAAUGUUAUCAUCCAUGGGCACAACAAAUACAACAGGCAGUUCAUUAUCAUCAUCAUCGAAUUCAUCAUCACCAACCAAAUCAUCUUAUAUGACAAAUCAACAACAUCAUGUUGGUGUUUAUCCUCCGUACUUUUAA